Gavia stellata (red-throated loon) is the source of this 2442-nucleotide messenger RNA. RefSeq names its product arginyl-tRNA synthetase 1 (gene RARS1). Lineage: Eukaryota; Metazoa; Chordata; Aves; Gaviiformes; Gaviidae. Gene Ontology annotation, cellular component: cytoplasm. Gene Ontology annotation, biological process: arginyl-tRNA aminoacylation. The record is from RefSeq and is a predicted model, not a curated record. Gene Ontology annotation, molecular function: ATP binding; arginine-tRNA ligase activity. The transcript has 15 exons. The coding region runs from base 1 to 1986 and encodes 661 amino acids.
AUGGAGGCGCGCGUGGCGCAGUCCGCAGCUCGGCUGGCGCGGCAGGAAAACGAGAUCAAGUUGUUAAGUGCAGAAAUUGAGCAUCUGAAGAACUUUGGAUGCUUGGGAGUCUCCCCGAGUUUGGAAGGGUUGCGAGACGAAAACGCAAAACUUAAGUAUCGGUUAAAUUUCCUUCGAAAGAGCCUUCAAGAGGAAAGAAGUAAAACAGCAAAAAGCAUGAUUAAUAUCAACAGCUGUCUUCAGGAGAUCUUUGGAGCUGCUAUUCAGGCUGCCUACCCAGAUUUAGAGAACCCUCCACUAGUGGUGACGCCAAGUCAGCAGCCCAAAUUUGGGGAUUACCAGUGUAACAGCGCCAUGGGCAUAACGCAGAUACUGCUCAAAACCAAGGAACAGAAGGUUAGCCCAAGAGAAAUCGCUGAGAAAAUAUCAAAAAACAUUCCUGCCAAUGAAUGCAUUGAGAAGGUUGAAAUUGCCGGUCCUGGUUUUAUCAAUGUCCACUUGAGAAAGGAUUUUGUGUCGAAGCAGCUGAGCAGUUUAUUGAUGAAUGGAGUUCAACCACCAGCUGUUGGCAAAAGGAAAAAGGUGGUGGUGGAUUUUUCGUCCCCUAACAUUGCAAAGGAGAUGCAUGUUGGCCACCUGCGGUCUACCAUCAUUGGAGAAAGUAUGUGCCGACUGUUCGAAUUUGCAGAUUAUGAUGUUUUGAGGUUAAACCAUUUAGGAGACUGGGGCACCCAGUUUGGAAUGCUCAUUGCUCACCUCCAAGACAAAUUUCCGGAUUACUUAACUGUUUCUCCUCCCAUUGGGGAUCUUCAAGCUUUUUACAAGGAAUCCAAGAGGAGAUUUGACACAGAGGAGGAAUUUAAGAAACGUGCCUACCAAUGCGUGGUGCUGCUGCAGAGCAAAAACCCAGACUUCAUUAAAGCGUGGGAACUGAUCUGUGACGUGUCGCGGAAAGAGUUCCAGAAAAUCUACAACUGCUUGGACAUCACGCUCAUAGAGAGAGGGGAAUCAUUCUACCACGAGAUGAUGAAAGACAUCGUGAAAGAAUUUGAAGAUAAAGGAUUUGUCCAGGUUGAUGACGGCCGGAAGAUCGUGUUUGUCCCAGGUUUCCCUGUCCCGUUGACAAUCAUGAAAUCGGAUGGAGGUUACACAUACGACACAUCCGACUUAGCUGCUCUUAAACACAGGCUGUGUGAAGAGAAGGCUGAUAUCCUUAUUUACGUUGUCGAUAGCGGCCAGUCGGUGCAUUUACAAACAGUGUUUGCAGCUGGACAGAUGAUUGGCUGGUAUGAUCCCAAAGUAACCAGAGUGGCCCAUGCCGCGUUCGGAGUGGUGCUGGGAGAAGACAAGAAGAAGUUCAAAACUCGUUCAGGGGAUACAGUGCGUCUUAUAGAUCUGCUGGAAGAAGGGCUGAAACGAGCUAUGGACAAGCUGAAGGACAAGGAACGGGACAAGGUCCUCACGGCAGAAGAGCUGAAAGCUGCCCAGACAUCAGUUGCUUUUGGAUGUAUUAAAUAUGCAGAUCUCUCCCACAACAGACUAAAUGAUUACGUAUUCUCCUUUGACAAGAUGCUGGAUGACCGAGGAAACACAGCUGCAUAUUUGCUGUAUGCCUUCACACGGAUCAGGGCUAUCGCUCGCCUGGCCAAUAUAGAUGAGCAGAUGCUGCGGAAGGCAGCCAGGGAGGAGGUGCUCAUCCUUGACCACGAGAAGGAGUGGAAACUGGGCAAGUGCAUCCUGAGGUUCCCUGAGAUCUUGCAGAAGAUCCUGGAGGACUUGUUAUUGCACACGCUCUGUGACUACCUUUAUGAGCUGGCCACCACCUUCACCGAGUUCUACGACAACUGCUACUGCGUUGAGAAGGACAGGCAGAGUGGCCAGAUCAUGAAGGUGAACAUGUGGAGGCUGCUGCUGUGUGAAGCCACUGCCACCAUCAUGGCCAAAGGGUUCGACAUCCUGGGGAUUAAGCCUGUGCAGAGGAUGUAGCUGUUUCCUGUGGAGUGACAAUAAAGGGACGAAACAACUGGAGGGGUCUGUGUCUGUUGGUGUGGAGUUGCGGUAAGGGAAGAUGCUCUAGGGGAGCAGCACCCCCUUAGGAGAGAAAAGAAGGAAGAAAUGAAAGGCAAGGAGGAAGUAAGGGAAGAAGGAAAGAAAGGAGCGGGGUGGGAGGAAGGAAAGUAAGAAAGGGGGAGAACAGGAGCAUGGCUUCAGAAGCUGCAGGUACAGAGGCAGACAAGAGGGGCCGUGGGCACAGCUCAUAGCAGAUCUCUGUGCAGGAACCAAACCCUGCAGGCCCAUGACCAGGACCACUCUGCUUCAAUCUGCAGAGUUUAAGGACUGAGAACUCAGAACACCCAAGAGCACCUCCAGGAAACCCUCCAACCACAGUACAGUCACCCACACUCCCAGACCCAGCCUUACUCUGAUGACUCCCACCAUCCU